CCGGGUAGCUCCGCUUGCGCUCGCUCGCUCCGCGUUCCGCUGCGGGGGCCAGGAAGGCGGGAAAGGGGAGCAGCAAAAGCGCCCGGCUUUGGUGAACCGGAGGCGGUGGGAGGAUUCCUCUGAAUCUUUGGCUCAGGAUUCUGACCCAUGGGCGGCGUCUAAGGUCUGGCGUUCGGCCCCAGAAAAGGCAAGAGUCUUUCCUUUCCACGCUCAGCCUUGCUCCCUCCUUCUCUGGGCUCCGGCUGCGGGAAGUUUCCCAUUGCUAAGGAGCAGCAGGGAAGGGACGGACUGAAAUGAAGGACAGCGUGGUUGUGGGAAAGCAACAGCCUUGGGCGCGCGUGGAGCUCCUUUGAAAAGCGAGGACCGCUGGCUUGUUUUUCCCCUUUCCUCCUCUGAGCGGGGGACAAGGGGGGCGGGCGAGAAGGGGAGAGGGUGCUCAGCCUCCGGAUUUUGCUCGCUGAGUUAGAGAGGGAGAGCCGACAGGUUCGGAAGGGCAUCCUUUGGUGGGAGCGACGCGGGAGCGGGUCUGGCAGGCUACCGCCGUGCCUUUAGAGUUUUAUUUUCCAGGCAGCGCAGACCAUGGCCGCAGAAGCACCUGCCGCUUCCAGCGACAUGAAUCAGACCUGGGGCUUGCCCUGGCCGGAUUUCAACGCCUCCAGGUCCUCCUUUCAUCGGCACUCAGAGAAGAAGGCCAGCUUCCUCUCCGAAAUUGGCAUUGAGAACUUUAUCACCUUGAUUGCCUUUGGCCUCAUUUUCACCCUGGGAGUGAUGGGCAACUCUUUGGUCAUCACGGUGCUGGCCAGGAGUAAGCCAGGCAAGCCCCGCAGCACCACCAACAUUUUUGUGCUCAACUUGAGCAUUGCUGACUUGGCCUACUUACUCUUCUGCAUUCCUUUCCAGUCUACUGUGUACAUGCUGCCCAACUGGGCGUUGGGUACCUUCAUUUGCAAGUUUAUCCACUACUUCUUCACUGUCUCCAUGUUGGUCAGCAUAUUCACCCUGUCAGCUAUGUCCGUGGACCGCUAUGUGGCCAUUGUGCAUUCCCGGCGCUCCUCAUCCUUGCGGGUGUCCCGUAAUGCUCUGCUGGGGGUAGGGAUCAUCUGGCUUCUCUCUAUUGCCAUGGCUUCCCCUGUGGCUCACCAUCAGCGCAUUGUCCACCAAGAAUUCCUUAACCAGACCUACUGCUGGGAAGUGUGGCCCAAUCUCCAGCACAAGAAAGUGUAUGUGCUCUGUACCUUCAUCUUCGGAUAUUUGCUACCUCUGCUGCUCAUCUCCUUUUGCUAUGCUAAGGUCCUCAAUCAUCUUCAUAAGAAGCUGAGGAACAUAUCAAAGAAGUCAGAAGCAUCCAAGAAGAAGACAGCUCAAACUGUCCUCGUGGUUGUAGUGGUUUUUGGAAUAUCCUGGCUGCCGCAUCAUGUUGUCCACCUCUGGGCUGAAUUUGGGGAUUUCCCCCUGACUCAAGCUUCAUUUGUCUUCAGAGUAACAGCACACUGCCUGGCUUAUAGUAAUUCUUCAGUGAAUCCUAUUAUAUAUGCAUUCCUUUCUGAGAAUUUUAGGAAGGCCUACAAGCAAGUGUUUGAAUGCCAGAUUGGUCACAACUCACCUCUGAAUGAAGUUAAAGAUAAUAAGAGUAAUAUCGACACACCACCAUCUACCAAUUCUACACAUGUUUGAAGAAUAAAUGUCUUUGGCUAUUGUGCUGCAGUUUCAUAUGGAUGGACUUGCUUCAGCUGCUUUUAUUUAAAAAAUGCAGUUUCCAAACAGAGCCAGUAUUUCAAGGUUUGCAUUGGUAAUUGGUAUCCAACUUAUUGAAGUUCUGUUUAUUUUGUAGUUGGAAGGAAUAAGUAAAUCUGGUUCAUAAACAAAAUGCUUUAAUACACUUCUUUCUGAAAGAAUUUUGAAUGAGAGUGGUUUUUUAAAAAUUAUACCAGAAGUUGAAUAAGAUUAAUGUAUAAUUCAUCUUGCUAUAAUGUAUUUAUUUUAUGCUCAGCUCAAUUUUAUCUCCUAUACAAAUUUAUUAAUAUAAAUCAUUUAAGCCGUUAUUUCCCAGUACGUACAUUUCAGUUUGUCCCAAAUGAAAUGGAAUUCAAAUUGAACCAGAGGCAUUUAAAUCAGUGAAUGGGAGUAUCCUCCUAUUAUUUUCAUAGAUUGUGGAAUGACCCUAUGUAAUUAAUCACAGUUAGAUAAUGGUUGCAGUUCAAUAUAAGAGUGUCUAUUCAUGAAACUUUCUUCCAUGGUUGUUAUACAUGGUAAGGAAGAUCAGAGUAUCUUCUAGGCAUAUAAAUUGAUUAGGAUAAUUAAAGAACAACACAUAGAUGUGUUUUCUCUGGUGCAAGGGGCAGCUUUUGGAAAUUGGCACAUGGUAAUGGCAUACACAUACCUUAUCAGCCUACCUACCUGAAUGUGUAUCCACAUUUUAAUAUUAUAGUUGUUACUAUUUUUAAGUACAAUGUAUAGUAUAACUCUUGCAUAACAUCAAUUUGAAGAGACACAUUUUUAGAUUUUAAGGAAAGAAUUUUAAAAGUAAUGGGUAUUCUAAUUUAUAUUCUGCAGUCUUAAAUAAUUUCAUGCACAGGAGACAGUUUGCUUAUUUAUUUAAACAGUUCUGUAACUUGGAUCCAUGUUAACUAUUUAUUUUUCUGGUUUGUGAGUAGAGUUGAUUUCAAACUAUUUUUUUUCUUGUACCUGAUAUUUGCAUAAACUGUAUAAUAGCAGAGAUACAAAACAUGGGUUAUUAAUGAUAAUUGCAAAAAAGGUGGUAAAGCACAUAUGUUUCAUAUGCAUUUUUAGAGAAGGAUUAGAAUAAGCAAUGAGUUGAUAGCUGUUUUCAUUCAGUACCUACUAGUUACUACCACUUCUAAGUGUAUCUGACAAAGGCACAGGAUACAUUCCUGUACAUUCUGUGAUAGACUGUUAAAAAAAAGAACAGUUAUAAUGGAAAACUGACCCUAUCAAGUAUUUUAAAAAAAAUAUGCUUACCUUUACUUUCAAGAAGUCUAGAUUUCACAUCUGCUUUAUGGAGCUGACAUGUUGAAUGAGGGAGCACACUGUACAUUGUUGCAUAUUACAAAAUGCUUUUUCUCCAUUUUGGUCAGUUCCUUGGAUCUGAUCAUUUUGAAACAAAUGGUCAAAAUGUUCCAAAGAUUGUAGAACAGUAGUGAUAACAGGUCAUAUGCUGGAAGCCCAACUGUAGCAAGGGUGAGAUAGUAACAGGCAGCGUUAGAAAGGAAAGAUGUAAAACUGAAAAUACAGGUAGUCCUCACUUAAUGGCUGCCUCAUUCAGCAACCGCUUGAAAUCAUAACAGUGCUGAAAAAGUAACUUUACAGCCAGUGCCUGCAAUUAUGUCCUUCGCAGCAUCCCUCAGUCAUGUGAUUGCCAUUACAGUCAGUAUGUGUUGUCCUGUGCCUGGUCUAU
Python bivittatus (Burmese python) is the source of this 3415-nucleotide messenger RNA. RefSeq names its product galanin receptor 1 (gene GALR1). Gene Ontology annotation, molecular function: galanin receptor activity. Gene Ontology annotation, cellular component: plasma membrane. Lineage: Eukaryota; Metazoa; Chordata; Lepidosauria; Squamata; Pythonidae. The record is from RefSeq and is a predicted model, not a curated record. Gene Ontology annotation, biological process: G protein-coupled receptor signaling pathway; positive regulation of cytosolic calcium ion concentration; negative regulation of adenylate cyclase activity.